AUGACGAGCUUCCUCCCCGCCCUCCACGGCGUCCAAGCAGCCCUAAGCGCCUACGGCCUCUAUACAGCCUACAACUCCAUCACGAACCUCCAAAAGUACGAGAAGAAGUCCGAGAAGGCGGCCAAGUGGUCCGACACCGCCGCGCACCAGCUGCACAAAACCCGCACGACGCAGGCGAGCGGAGCGGUCGCUAUCCUCACAUCCCUCCUCUCCUCCCUCCCCCUCCUCUACUCCACCCCCGCCCCCACCACAACCAUCCUCCUCCUAAACAUCGUCAACGUAGCCGCAACGCUAGGCGCGCGGAUCCACCUGCAGAAUUUCUGGGAGGGAAAAGCCAAGGUGCCGUUCGUAGAGGGGUACAACGAUGCCAUCAGCCAGACGGACGCGAUCAUGCAGCAGCUCGCGGUGCUGACGGGCGUUUGGGCGCUUAGUGCUGGGUUGACGCUCGCGGGGUUGGUUGUGUGA
Molecule: messenger RNA, 465 nt
Organism: Coniosporium apollinis CBS 100218
Lineage: Eukaryota; Fungi; Ascomycota; Dothideomycetes
Exons: 2
Coding region: 1-465 (154 amino acids)
Source: RefSeq, a predicted model, not a curated record